This is a messenger RNA of Etheostoma spectabile (orangethroat darter), 897 nucleotides long. RefSeq names its product leucine-rich repeat extensin-like protein 5. Lineage: Eukaryota; Metazoa; Chordata; Actinopteri; Perciformes; Percidae. The record is from RefSeq and is a predicted model, not a curated record. The transcript has 3 exons. The coding region runs from base 1 to 897 and encodes 298 amino acids.
AUGUUCUUAAGCAAACUCUCGUGCCCCCCUUCACCGCUGGUCAACCAAGGCUACCUGAGUCCCCUUCCACCUCUGGUCAAACCAAGGCACCUGAGCUCCCCUUCACCUCUGUCCAUAGUCAACGCCGGCACCGGGGGGCCUGAGUCCCCUUCCACCUCUGUACACCCGGACCCUGAGUCCCCUUACACCUCUGGUCAUCGUUCAACCCCGUGCCACCCUGAGUCCCCUUCCACCUAUGGUCAUAGUCAACCCCGCACCCUGAGUCCCCUUCCACUCUGGUCAACCCCGCACCCUGAGUCCCCUUCCACCUCUGGUCAUAGUCAACCCCCGGCACCCCUGAGUUCCCCUCCACCUCUUGUCAUCGUUCAAACACCCGGCGCCCGAGAAGUACCCCUUCCAUCUGGUCAUAGUCAACCCCGGCACCCUGAGUCCCCUUCCCCUCGGGUCAACCCCGGCACCCUGAGUCCCUUUCCACCUCUGGUCAACCCGGCACCUGAGUCACCUUCCACACUCUGUCCACCGCACCCUGAGUCCCCUUUCCACCUCUGGUCAUCUUCAACAGCCCCGGCCCUCACCUUGCAGCCCCCCCACCCGUCCCCUUCCACCUCUGGUCCAACCCGGCACCCUGAUCCCCUUCACACCUCUGGUCAACCCCGGCACCCUGAGACUUCCCCUUACCCAUCUGUCAUAGUAACCGGCACCCUGAGUCCCCUUUCCACCCUGGUAAUCGUCAACCCCGGCCCAGUGAGUCCCCUUUCCCUCUGGUCUAGUCAACCCGGCACCCUGGUCCCCUUCCACCUCCUGGUCAAAAACCGGCACCCUGAGUCCCCUUCCACCUGCUGGUUCAACCCCGGCACCCGAGUCCCCUUCCACCUGUGGAUCAACCCGGCACCCUGA